Molecule: messenger RNA, 2572 nt
Organism: Trichoderma atroviride IMI 206040
Lineage: Eukaryota; Fungi; Ascomycota; Sordariomycetes; Hypocreales; Hypocreaceae
Biological process (GO): transmembrane transport
Cellular component (GO): membrane
Molecular function (GO): transmembrane transporter activity
Source: RefSeq, a predicted model, not a curated record
GCCCAAUCCCUACCGGGCCUUGAACCAAGAUGAAGACGCAAACGAAGAGGGCGAGAGGCCCGAUGGACCAUCUCACGCAUCCGAUGCAGACUCGCAGCUGAAAAACCAUCGAGAUGCGGCGGCGAUGCUGCUCAUCAAGCUGGGCCGCUCACCGGACGAGGUCAUCACGGUUUCGCCCGCCGACGACGCCCGCAUCCUUCGCCGCAUCGAUCUCGCUCUGCUUCCACUUAUGCUUUCCGUAUACUUUCUCCAGGCUCUCGACAAGGCCACGCUGUCCUACGCAUCGAUAUUUGGCCUGAUCGACGAUACAGGUCUCAAAGGCGACGAGUUCUCGUGGCUCGGCAGCAUUGUUUAUCUGGCUCAGCUUAUUAUGCAACUACCCUUGGCCUGGGCCCUAGUUAAGCUUCCCAUUGGCAAAUUUACGAGCAUCAUGGUACUCGCUUGGGGCAUUACUUUGACUUCGAUGACAUGGGCACACAACUUUGGACAGCUGAUGGCUGCCCGCUUCUUUUUGGGCGCUUUUGAGGCUUGCGUGGGACCGGCCUUUGUUGCGAUUACACAGAUGUGGUGGAGACGAAGAGAGCAAACGCUGAGGAUUGGAUCUUGGUACUGCAUGAAUGGCUUGACUUGGGUGUUUGGAAGUCUCAUCACAUAUGGACUCGCUAGUAUUCAUUCAUCUUUGAAGCCAUACCAGAUCAUCUUCCUCUUCUUCGGUAUUGUUACGGUCGCAGUCUCUGGGGCUAUGUUCUUCUGGAUGCCGGAUUCUCCUACCGAAGCAAAGUUCCUCACCGACAAUGACAAGAUUAUUGCUAUAGAGCGUCUACGCAAUAAUCAGAUGGGGGUUAUGUCGCGAGAGUGGAGGUACGCUCACUUUUUUGAAGCUCUAAGAGACGUCAAAACCUGGUUAUGGGUCAUUAUGAUCUUCUGCAUCUCAGUACCUUCCAACGGCAUAUCCACAUUUGGGCCACUCAUCAUCCACAGUUUUGUGACGGAUCCUUUCAAGACUAUAUUGUUCAACGUUCCGGUUGGAUUCUCUCACAUUGUAGCUGUUUCAUUGAGUGCGUAUGUCUCGAUGAGAUGGAAGCUCAAAGGACCGGUCAUUGCCAUUUUAUGUAUCCCGCCAAUCAUCGGCUUUUCGAUUCUGCUGCAUUUCCCACAUGACGCUGAGCAUCGAGCAGUCUUGCUUGCAGGAUAUUUCUGUCUUUCCACUUUUACAGGCAUUACACCACUCAUCUACUCCUGGUCGGCGCAAAAUACGGCUGGAGAUACAAAGCGAAAGUGUACAUCAGCGUUCGUAUUUAUCGGUGCCUCUGCCGGUAACAUUAUUGGUCCUUUGCUUUUUACGCCAGACGAAGCACCUUCAUAUUCGCGAGGCUUACGUGCAAACGUUGUGUUUUUCACCAUAGUCAUCGUUCUUGUGGGAAUUACAUCGCUGUAUCUGAAAUAUCUCAACACACACCAUGCUAAGCGCAGAGUGGCACUGGGAAAGAGUGCAACCGUUUUGGACAUGAGCUUAGAGACUGCAGAGGAGGUGGAGCGCAUGGAAGCAUUGGAGCGAGCGAUGCGAGAGGGGACCCAGAGGCUCUCUGUGGAAAACGGAGAUACCAGGCUUGAAGGGGACGAUGAAGAGAGCGGAGUUCAGACUGAGGACGCCAAGGGCCAAAAGGCUUUUGCUGAUAUUACGGACCUCGAGAAUGAAGAUUUUGUCUUUGUAUUUUGAAUUGGCGGCGUUUGAGGAUGGUGACGGAUACCCAGCCUUUAUUUGUAUUUGUAUUCCCUCUAGUACUAUCAUGAAGUAAUGUUAACGAAGCUCUUAUCACACCCAUGCUGUAAGCAGCCGGAUAACAUUGAAUAAAGGAUAUCAAUUGAGGAUGUUCUUGGUCAUCGAACUCUGGAAUUAACUUUUACAUAAAACGCAGCUUUUAUACUGAACCCAUAUAUACGUUACGUGUGAUUUGUUUCGAAUUUUAUUGAACCUGUUGGAUUUGGCAAAGUCCAACUAAGGUGCCGCUGAUUGGUCCGCGGACGGUCAAGGUAGGUAUAAUCAAAGCGGCUGAGUACCAUUAUCGCCUGCAGCCUGCUUCUGCACCCCUCACUGCCUACAAACACGUCUAAGCUUGAGAUGAGGCUUCCAAUAACUGCUAUCCAAAGUGGUUAGUGUGUUGGUUGCCUCAUAUUCACUUCGUUUUUGAUAGGGCCACUUGCCUUUCACCGCCUCCACUACUUUGUAAAGUCUGGAUACACGUACCUGCCUAUCCUUCUACCCUCCAUUAGGACUUACAUCGCGCUGCACGCGACUUUCCCUCACCUACGCGUCUACCAUGGUCAGAAUGAAAAAUUUGCCUUGUAGCCCUCAUAUGGACCUCAAUCGUCUCCCCCACCACUUUGAUAACGACACAUAUUCCGAAUUCUUAGAUGCAAACCAGCAGGAUCGCACAAUCGACCCUGCGGCGGCGGCGGCAGCAGCUUCAGUAGGUCCCCUUCUUCACAACGACUUCGCGUGUUCUAAGGCGAUCAGACAAUAUGUCCAAGGACAGGGAUGAAAACGGUGGUAGCACUGCUCCAGCUCGAG